Schistocerca cancellata (South American locust) is the source of this 1054-nucleotide messenger RNA. RefSeq lists its product as uncharacterized. Gene Ontology annotation, molecular function: chitin binding. The coding region runs from base 20 to 439 and encodes 139 amino acids. The transcript is spliced from 4 exons. Gene Ontology annotation, cellular component: extracellular region. The record is from RefSeq and is a predicted model, not a curated record. NCBI's taxonomy places the organism in Eukaryota, Metazoa, Arthropoda, Insecta, Orthoptera, Acrididae.
CGGACUACAGAGAACGAUCAUGAUGAGGGGUGUUUUCCUGAUUGCAAGCCUUGUGCUGGCUUCAGUGGUGGUUGUUAGCCAUGCAGCGACCUUCAAACGGCAGAAUAUGUUGCUGGUAGCGAACGCGGGCUGCAGCGGUGCGGGAGAGCCGUUCCCCAACCCCGAGGACUGCGGCAGCUUCCUGCAGUGCGAGGCGUCGGGCGUCGCAGCGGUCAAGCAGUGCCCUGCCAACCUGCACUUCAAUGCGGAGCUCAAAGUGUGCGACUACCCGUGGUCCGCCAACUGCAAGGAGGCGGACAGCUCGUCUGCGGACAGUUCUUCUCAAGACGGCGACGAUUCCUCAUCUGAAGAGGCAGACAAGCUCAUUGCUAAAGUCAUUAAGAAAGCAAAUUCAGGCGCAGUAGCAACGAAACCAAAUGCCACUGCUUUUCAUGCCUAAAUUUGCGAUACAUUUCUCCAUACACCAAGUAUGACAAAGGUCUUGAAUGACUGACCUACGUUCAACUAGUUCGCAUUUCUUGCUUUGCGUUAACAGUACACGGAAACGGAACACUGAUAAGUGCAUCGCUCUCAUAAAAAGACAAAAAACUAAAUAAAAUAAAAUAAAAUAAAAAAUAAAAAAAUAAAAAUAUAAAAUUACCCUCGCCGUUCAUUACGACAAGGAUCAUUAAUAUGCGUACUUAAUUGCUGCCUUCUGAAAACCUUUCGACUUUCUGGACAAAUACGUCUGUGAUAAAGGACGAAAAGCUGUGUAUCUCUUACGACUCAAGCUACUUAAAGCGGCUAUUUUAAAUUUUGUUUACUUUUUGACGUAAUGUGCGUUAAGAAAAGCUGCGGAAAAUGCAGCAAAGGAGGAAUAAAAGUUGCGCAUAAAUCUUAACUUCGUUGUUGGCUGCUUACGCUGUUGUCUUUGUCAGAAGCCAAGUAAUUAUGAUAAAACUAUAACUGUUAUUGAUGUGACACAGAUAGGAUUGUUGGUGUGCUUGCUAUAUCAAAAAUGUAAUGUACUAUGUAGUGAUCAGCAAUUAUUGAAAAUAAAUGUAAAAAAACGUAA